Molecule: messenger RNA, 842 nt
Organism: Cynocephalus volans (Philippine flying lemur)
Lineage: Eukaryota; Metazoa; Chordata; Mammalia; Dermoptera; Cynocephalidae
Product: protein diaphanous homolog 1-like
Exons: 6
Coding region: 120-842 (240 amino acids)
Biological process (GO): actin filament polymerization
Cellular component (GO): actin filament
Source: RefSeq, a predicted model, not a curated record
AGAAGGAUCAGGAAGGUGGAGAAGAAAAGAAAUCUGUGCAAAAGAAAAAAGUAAAAGAGUUGAAGGUGUUGGAUUCAAAGACGGCCCAGAAUCUUUCAAUCUUUUUGGGUUCCUUCCGCAUGCCCUAUCAAGAGAUUAAAAAUGUCAUCCUGGAGGUGAAUGAGGCUGUUCUGACUGAGUCUAUGAUCCAGAACCUCAUUAAGCAGAUGCCAGAGCCAGAGCAGUUAAAAAUGCUUUCUGAACUGAAGGAUGAAUAUGAUGAUCUGGCUGAGUCAGAGCAGUUUGGCGUGGUGAUGGGCACUAUGCCACGUCUGCAGCCUCGCCUCAAUGCCAUCCUCUUCAAGCUACAAUUCAGUGAGCAAGUGGAGAAUAUCAAGCCAGAGAUUGUGUCUGUCACUGCUGCGUGUGAGGAGUUACGCAAGAGCGAGAACUUUUCCAGCCUCCUGGAGAUUACCUUGCUUGUUGGAAACUAUAUGAAUGCUGGCUCCAGAAAUGCUGGUGCUUUUGGCUUCAAUAUCAGCUUCCUCUGUAAGCUUCGAGACACCAAAUCCACAGAUCAGAAGAUGACAUUGUUGCACUUCUUGGCUGAGUUGUGUGAGAAUGACUAUCCUGAUGUCCUCAAAUUUCCAGAUGAGCUUGCCCAUGUGGAGAAAGCCAGCCGAGUUUCUGCUGAAAACUUGCAAAAGAACCUAGAUCAGAUGAAGAAACAAAUUUCUGAUGUGGAACGUGAUGUUCAGAAUUUUCCAGCUGCCACUGAUGAAAAGGACAAGUUUGUUGAAAAAAUGACUAUAUCCUUUCUUGAGAGAGUUGCUUCCUUGGAAGGGAAAGAAAGCUUCCCAUAG